AUACCUCUGUAAUCUCUCUCUAGAGCUCUCACACCCCUGCGUUCUCUCUCUCUGCGGAUCCCUCUACCCCCAAUUUGUUGUGCUCUGAUUUUUCAUGCUCUCUCUGUGAUGCUUUGAUUUUUCAUGUAGCAUCAGUAGCUCUGUAAAUCUCUGCUUUAACCUUUUUUUUAUUUUUCAUUUCCCGUUUAUUCAUGCAAGAUCUCUGAUCAAGUGCGCUACAAACCUAGAACAGUAUCUGAACGUUGAUAUUAUUGAUCGAAUGUGACUGACCCUAUAGUAAUUAAUGAAACUUUAGAAUUUAGAUCAAUGGAUUGAUUGUUUAUGACUAGUUGCUGUUCCUUCUUAGGAAUGCACAUUACUCCUUGCUCAAGUAGCUAUUCAUUACUCAAGUAGCUAUUCCUUCUUAGGAAUGCAACUUGGAGCACUAUCGUGGUAUCAAAAUUGCUAUUGUUAGAAGGCACUGCUUUCUCUUCCAGCAGGUUAGCAGUGGAAUUCAGAACUUGGGGGUACUAACCAAGUUGCUUUGAACCCAUAUUUGUUCACAGGAUUGCCUUGUGAAUACCAACAGGAACUGGAAAUCUUGCCAACCAGAGAGAGAGAGAGUGCUGCGUUGAGAGAGAGAUAGAGGGGGCUGCGUUGUUAGAGAGAGAGGGCUGCGUUGUUCAAGUACCCUUUGCUGCCCUCUUAUUUCUGGUAGACAGAGAGAGAGAGGAUGGAAGGGGAGGAGGAGCAGAAGAGUGAGCCUGUUCUAGCAUGGAUGAGAGACCCUGUGGACAUUGACCUCUAUCAAGCAGAAUGCCCCCUCAGGCUGGUGCCCGGCUUAGACCCCAGAUUGGUGAUGGCAUUGCAAAACAUGGGAAUUAGUUCACUUUAUCCUGUGCAAUCGGCAGUCUGGCAAGAGACAAUUGGACCUGGUGCUCUGGAGAGAGACCUUUGCGUAAAUUCACCAACAGGAAGCGGAAAGACAUUGGCUUAUGCGUUACCUAUUGUCCAAAUGCUCUCAACUCGUUCUUUAAGACUUUUGCGUGCUCUAGUUGUGCUGCCUACUCGUGAUCUUGCACUGCAGGUUAAGGAAGUAUUUGCCGCUAUUGCACCUGCAGUGGGCUUACAUGUGGGUUUGGCAGUAGGUCAAACAUCAAUAACAGAUGAGAUAGCAGAACUUGUAAAGAAGCCAGCAUUUGAAUUCUCUAAUGCUUAUGAUCCAGAAGACCUGCAGUUGGAGACAUCCAUGGGAAGUUCUGUGGACAUACUAAUAGCGACUCCUGGUAGGCUAAUGGAUCAUGUUAACACAACAAAGGGUUUCACUCUGGAACAUCUUUGUUAUUUGGUAGUUGAUGAAACUGAUAGAUUACUUAGAGAGGCGUAUCAGUCAUGGUUGCCCACUGUGCUUCAUCUAUCUCAAUUGAAUACAAAAAGGAUGGUUGCCUGUCCAAGAAGUGCUGCAAACUACAGAAUGCCUGGCUGCUUGACGACCUGCUUGACGACCAUAAGGAGAAUGGGUGUGGAGAGGGAUUUCAAUGGUAAAUGUUACCCAAGACUUGUGAAGAUGAUUCUUUCAGCAACGCUAACCCGGGAUCCUAGCAAGCUUUCUCAGCUUGAUCUGCACCAUCCAUUGCUCAUGACGAGUGGUGGGUCAAGGAAACGUUACCAACUACCUGAACAGCUCGAAUCAAUCAAACUGUUCUGUGAAUCAAAGCUUAAACCCUUGUAUCUGGUGGCACUUCUACAAGGCUUGAAAGAAGAGAAAAGUAUCAUUUUUACAUCAUCCAUAGAGUCAACACAGAGGCUAAGCAUCCUAUUAAAAUGCUUUACUGAGUUGCCACUCAAGAUAAGUCAAUAUUCGAGACUUCAGCGUCAAUCUGUUCGGAGUAAUACACUAGAUGCCUUUCGAGCUGGAGAGCUACAGGUUCUUGUUGCCUCAGAUGCUAUGACUCGUGGGAUGGAUGUUGAUGGGAUUGCCAAUGUUAUCAACUAUGAUAUGCCCAACAAUGUCAAGACAUACAUUCACCGUGCUGGCCGAACUGCCAGGGCAGGUCGGCCUGGUCGUUGUUUCACCUUAUUGCGAAGGGAGGAGAAGCAUAUAACCUUGAAGGAUGACCAAAUAUGACAGAAGGAAGGCCACUAAAUGAAGCUCUGACAAGAUUUGGAAGGGAACUUCCAGAGAGAAGCAUGCAACUUAUGACUCCCAAUUUAGGCUUGAAUCUUUGUUCUUAUUAAGCUCCUUGACAUCUUACUCAAACCAAUCAUAAGUAAAUUAAAAUGAAGCCUGCUAUCGCCUGAAAGAAGAUCUAUUCACCCUCCAAAAAUCUAUUAUGGGUGACUACAUCGGCCAUAGAACUAAAUUAAAGAACUUGGCCCAGUCAGUGAACAGCUCAUAAGAACUGAGAUAAAAUACCAGAAAAAGCAUAAAAAUUAGCUCUAACUUGAAGAAAGCAUUUUUGAUGUUGUGCUUCCUCCUAGAGCAUAUAGCGACUUCGUCUGCCCCUGGGGGAACUCUGGAUAGCUACAGUGUCCACUGUAGUUCAAAACCUAUGCUAGUAGGCUGUUUGCCCUAUGCAUCCUAGAGACCAUGCCCCAAAAAGAAAAAAUUAAAGGAACAAGAAAAGAGAAAGAAAUAAAGAAAAGUUGCACCUUAGGAGUGCCUUAAAAAUCCUGUGCCAAUAGUGAAUAUGGGCUGUUCAUCUUUCAAUUGAUGGGUCGGUUGAUGUAAAGAACUCAUAAUUAGUUUUGUUUUAUCUCAUUAUUGUUUAUCUUUGAUGUUGAGGCAAUGUACAAAAUUUGGGGUCAAACAAAUCCCCCUGGGGACUCGGUAUUGCACCAUUUUUUCUUUCCUAAAGUGGACAAUUGCACUUCUUCUCUCAAAAGAGAAUAUUUUCUGGGUUUCCAUUGAAAUUUAGUUCAUAAUCUUGUUUUCUGGUUCCAAGAGCAUGUAAAAAUUUAGGCCCAAACAACUGCAUCCCAGCCCUCCAUAAAUGUCGUAGAGGUAACACUAACCAAAUCCUUUACUUUGACACACAUGUAGAUAGAUAGAUAGAUAAGUAGAUAGAUGUGGGUUGCUUUAGAAUCAUCUUUAUCCCAACUAUUUGAGGUUGAUGCAUGAAUCUUGUUCUGUUCUUCUACUCGUAGGUUUAGGAUUCAUGAUAAGAUUUGACAAAGUUUUACUCUGGCUGCCUACCUAAGACAACCCUCCUUUACCCGGGCUUGGGGCCUGCCAAGGCGGAGUUGGGUU
This is a messenger RNA of Amborella trichopoda, 3229 nucleotides long. Lineage: Eukaryota; Viridiplantae; Streptophyta; Magnoliopsida; Amborellales; Amborellaceae. The record is from RefSeq and is a predicted model, not a curated record.